Epinephelus lanceolatus (giant grouper) is the source of this 820-nucleotide messenger RNA. It is a transcript of the gene gemin6, whose product is annotated as gem (nuclear organelle) associated protein 6. Lineage: Eukaryota; Metazoa; Chordata; Actinopteri; Perciformes; Serranidae. Gene Ontology annotation, cellular component: SMN complex; nucleus. Gene Ontology annotation, biological process: spliceosomal complex assembly; spliceosomal snRNP assembly. The record is from RefSeq and is a predicted model, not a curated record.
CCUUAAUUUCGGACUCGUGUUUCCUCCGGAGGAUUUUAAAGAUCGCGAAGGCAGCAGUCAGAAGUUGGUGUAGUAUUGAUUAUUGGUUUGAUAUUGAUCUGUGAGAAUGCAGAGCGGCUGGUCUCUGCUAGGUCCGCUGCAGUGGAUCCGUUACGUCAACACACAGGUGAAGGUGAAGGCGGGAAUAGAUGAAGAGCACCGCGGCUGGCUGCUCACCGUGGACCCGGUGUCCGCCAGUCUGGUCCUGGUGAACUUCAGGGAGGAGGGCAGUGCAUCGGUGCAGGUGGUGAUGGGUCACGCCGUGGAGGAGGUGGAGGUCCUGCAGGAGGCCGAUGAGGAGACCACAGAGCGUCUCUGCAUCUCCUUCCUUCCCUUGAAGACCCCCAGGCUGGACCCAGAGGAGCUAAGGAGGAGGAGGGGGGGCGUCCGGAGGUGGCUGGAGAAGAACUGGAUCCCGGUAGUGGAGGAGGGGGAGGAGCUUAGGGUGGCGGGGGUCCUCACCAUCACGGCCCCCUACGGACCUGAAAACUGCUGCAGCUCCAACCAGAUCAUCCUGGACCGCAUCCAGAAACUGAUCCAGACUGAACCCCGACUGGAGCACAGCAGCAGCUGUGACUGACAGCUGGUCUGAGAUCAGCUGCUGCAGUCCAAUAACAAUCACUGUGUGUGAAAGCUCCGCCCCUUUGCCUGCUGAUGUCAUCAGUCUGACGAGGAUGAGAAACAAGUUCAACUAUUGAAUCAAUAACUGUUUAAUAUUUAAGCCUGAUCAGAUCUGUCUCAGAUCUUCAUCAAUCGAUCAAUAAAUUAUUGACUCACUGAU